AUGGCAAAGGAUAAGGUCUGUCUCGCCUACAGUGGUGGUUUGGAUACCAGCUGUAUUUUGGCUUGGUUGAUUGAGAAGGGAUAUGAUGUUGUCUGCUUCAUGGCUGAUGUUGGUCAAGAGGAGGACUUCGAAGCUGCCAAAGCUAAGGCUAUGAAGAUAGGAGCUGUUGCAUGCUAUGUUGAGGAUUUAAAGAGAGAAUUCGUUGACGAACUUUGCUUCCCUGCCGUCCAAUGUAACGCCAUCUACGAGAACGUAUACUUGUUGGGUACAUCUCUUGCUCGUCCAGUCAUUGCUCGUGCACAAAUCACAGUCGCCCAAAAGGAAGGAUGUAUUGCCGUAUCCCACGGUUGCACUGGAAAGGGUAACGAUCAAGUUCGAUUCGAACUCGCAUUCUAUGCUCUUCAACCAACCAUCAAGGUUAUUGCCCCAUGGCGUCUACCAGAAUUCUACGAGCGUUUCGCAGGCCGUAACGAUCUCCUCGAAUAUGCUGCCAAGGCAGGCAUUCCAGUCAGCAGCACAAAGGCAAAGCCAUGGAGUAUGGACGAGAACUUGGCACAUUGCAGUUACGAAGCUGGUAUCUUGGAAGAUCCAGAUGUCACCCCUCCAGAAGAUAUGUGGAAGUUGACUGUUGAUCCAUUGAAGGCUCCUGAUCAGCCAGAAGACUUCACUCUCGUUUUCGAGAAGGGUCUCCCAAAGAAACUCAUUACAAAUGGCAAGACCAUCACUGAUUCAGUUGAGCUCUUCCUCGAAUCUAAUGCCAUUGCUCGUCGUCACGGUGUUGGACGUAUCGAUAUCGUUGAGAACCGUUUCAUUGGUCUCAAAUCCCGUGGAUGUUACGAAACUCCUGGUCUUACAUGUCUCCGCUCCGCUCACGUUGAUCUCGAAGGUUUGGUUAUGGACCGCGAAGUCCGUGCUCUUCGUGAUCAAUUCGUCACCUUCAACUACUCCAAGAUUCUCUACAACGGUCUUUACUUCUCCCCUGAGCGUGAGUUCAUCGAGGAAUCUAUUGUCGCUUCCCAGAAGAAUGUCAAUGGACAAGUCAGAUGUCGUGUAUACAAGGGUACCUUCAGUGUUUUGGGUCGUUCCUCAGAUACCGAGAAGUUGUACGAUGCAAGUGAGAGUUCAAUGGACGAAAUUGGUUCAUUCGCUCCUGCGGAUACCACUGGUUUCAUCAGCGUUCAAUCUAUCAGAUUGAAGAAGUAUGGUGAGGCUAAGGCGGCUGCUGGUGAAAGACUAUAG
Botrytis sinoallii is the source of this 1239-nucleotide messenger RNA. RefSeq lists its product as uncharacterized. The transcript is spliced from 5 exons. Gene Ontology annotation, biological process: L-arginine biosynthetic process; urea cycle. Gene Ontology annotation, molecular function: ATP binding; argininosuccinate synthase activity. The record is from RefSeq and is a predicted model, not a curated record. NCBI's taxonomy places the organism in Eukaryota, Fungi, Ascomycota, Leotiomycetes, Helotiales, Sclerotiniaceae. The coding region runs from base 1 to 1239 and encodes 412 amino acids. Gene Ontology annotation, cellular component: cytoplasm.